Ylistrum balloti is the source of this 4650-nucleotide messenger RNA. RefSeq names its product ubiquitin-conjugating enzyme E2-17 kDa. Bases 71 to 514 code for a protein of 147 amino acids. Gene Ontology annotation, biological process: protein polyubiquitination; ubiquitin-dependent protein catabolic process. The transcript has 6 exons. NCBI's taxonomy places the organism in Eukaryota, Metazoa, Mollusca, Bivalvia, Pectinida, Pectinidae. The record is from RefSeq and is a predicted model, not a curated record. Gene Ontology annotation, cellular component: nucleus. Gene Ontology annotation, molecular function: ubiquitin conjugating enzyme activity.
AGAACGAGUAAGGAAACCAGUUUUCUGCUCAUCGAAUUCAGGUUAUUGUACUUCAAAACAGUAUUCAGACAUGGCAUUAAAACGAAUCACAAAGGAAUUACAAGACCUUGGCAGAGAUCCACCUGCACAAUGUUCUGCUGGUCCAGUUGGAGAUGAUUUAUUUCACUGGCAAGCAACAAUAAUGGGCCCGUCGGACAGUCCAUUUCAAGGUGGUGUAUUUUUCCUCACAAUACAUUUUCCAACAGAUUAUCCAUUCAAACCACCAAAGGUUGCCUUUACAACAAGAAUAUACCACCCUAAUAUAAACAGCAAUGGCAGUAUUUGUUUGGAUAUCUUAAGGUCACAGUGGUCACCUGCAUUAACUAUAUCGAAAGUUUUGCUGUCAAUAUGCUCACUACUUAAUGAUCCAAAUCCUGAUGAUCCUUUGGUACCAGAUAUUGCCAGAAUUUUUAAAACAGAUAGAGAAAAAUAUAAUAAACUUGCUGUAGAAUGGACUAGAAAAUAUGCCAUGUGAACAUCAGUAGAAGUUGAAUCUUAACACAAAGAACAGCCCAUGAUGGCCACAGAUAUGAAAAGCAUAAGUGAUGUGUCCAUUUUUAAAAAUUGUUAAAUGUGAUGAGUGAUUAGGGAUGCAAAUAUUACUUGAAUUGUAUAAUAAUUGUAUCAUGGUUUAAACUAGGAUAUGAGGGGUAAAUCAGUAUUGGUUGGAAAAGUGACACUGGCAUCAAAUUUUCAGUUCUUUUUCAUUUGAUUUUACUUAAGCAUUUGAGUUUCUUUAGCUGCUGACAACUGUAAACAAAAAAAUGUAUACUUUAAGCUCUAUAACUUGCAUCAAGAUGGCCACCAGUCUUCUUCAGAAUCUUGUUAUUGCUACUUCUGAACAGAAAAUUAUAUUGAAACUAGACCUCCAUAUUUGAGUUGUUUAAUCAACAGAACACACUUAAUGCUUCUCCUCCAGAACAGUAAGUUGUAUUGAGGCGUGAUCUCAGUUAUUGCGUUGUGUAUUAUCAACAGAACCCUGUUGAUGUUACUCCUUGAGAACAAUAAGUUGUAUUGAGACUUGACUCCCAUUACUGAGUUGUUUAAACCACAGAAGCCUGUUAAUGCUUCUCCUAAGAAAGGAUGUUGUGUUGAGAUGUGAUAUGUAUGAAUGAGUUGUGUAUAGUCAACAGAACCCUGUUAAUGCUACUUUUUGAGAACUUUAAGUUGUAUUGAGACAUGACCUCAAAUGUUUUUUCUGAAGAGUAACAGGAUUCCGCUCAUGUCGGCAUAUUAUUCGGAAAAAACCUUAGUGAAAUUUGACAUUUGCUGGCAUGCAUGAGCACAAGACAAACCUAAGGAUUUCAUUCAUGUUUGCAUGACAAAUGUAUAACCGUUUCCUACACCAUUUUAUACAGUUUAUAAAUUAUUAUCAAAGAAUGGGAUGAUAUAAAAAGAAAAGACACAGAUAUUUAUCAACCACAAGCCCCUAAUCUUUGAAUGACAAUUUUCACUUGUUAGCCCACCUGGUCAUUCAACUUUUCUUACAAAUAAAUGACUGAACAGGUUUUGACAAAAUUUGGUCAGAAGCAUCUUUUGGGGGAAAGGAAACAAAUUUUCUUAUUAUAGCAGUUUGUUUCAGCCCCCAGUGGCCUGAGUAGCAGGACCCAAAAUGAGAAAUAGAGAAUUUUUUUUUUAAUUCAACCCCUACUGUAGGAAUGAUUGUAUUUUGACCAAAUUUGGUUUGAAACAUUCUGAGGAGAAGAGGAAACAAAUUGUAAAUGAGCAUUUGUGAAUGGUAAACUUAACGAUAGCUGUAUGUGGGCCAGGCUGCAAAGGUUGGGUAACUUGGGCUGAAAUUUUGUAUCCAUGACAUCCCUGCUGAAAACCAGCAGAUCUGUAAUAGAAGAGAAUAUUUAUAAAGUGUUGACUAUGUGUUUUGCACUUUUCAACAAAAUGUUCACAAUUAGUUUGGUAGUAUCAGAAUGACACUAAAACAUUUUGAAACAAAUUUAGUGCAUAUAAUGAGAAGGAAGUGAAGAAAGAUAUGCUAAAGAAUAUAUUGAAGAUUUAGAUGUAGUAUGUAUGUAAAUUUGAAGUUGGAAUAUUCAUCCACUACACUUGCUGUUCUAACAACUUGCUAUUGACAUGGUGACUCUUCAUUCCCUUCAGUGUUUGUCUGUGGGAAUGCUCUUUUCCUACUGGGCUUCUUGUAUAUAAUUUCUGGUUGAGAUAUAGUUGUAGGGGCCAUGGUGGCCAAGUGGCUAAGGCGUCUGACCAUCUUUAUAGCUAGCCGUCUACCUCUUAGUAGCAGGUUAGAGGCCUUCGUGGAGCCUUUUCCAGGUACUGAUAGGAGGUUUGCGGUUUUACAGCUAUCUUCCACCACACAAACCUGGUACGUCCUUAAAUGAUCUUUGCUUAUCAUGGAUUUAAAGCAACAAUAAACAAAAAGUACCAGUAAAUAAAUUAUUCUACUUUAGAACAAAGCCAAAUUUAUGGCUACAAAUAAAAUAAACAUAACCAUUACUGAAUUACCUGUCUGAUGUACCAGUGCUUUUUUACUUCAAAAGGUUUCAAUGUAGGUAAAACAUGUUAGACAGAUAUUGAACUUUGGAGAUCAGAUGAACAGAUAUUCACUGUUAUAUACUUGGUUUAGGUUGGACAUUUUAAGAUGGCUGCGACAAAGCAUAUUCUUGCCCCAUUCUUAAUAUACCUCAGAUUGUUUAAUUUUCUGAGGUAGAGAUCAUGUAACAGAUAUAUCGAAAUCAGCAGAUGAACAAAUGAACAUGAAACUUGCUGUAACAUUGAUCCAUAUUCCAAACUGAUUGUAACUGUAAGGUUACAAGAAAUUUUCAUUUCUUAUGCUCCCUGAAAAUUUUAGAGGAAGCAUAUAUUGCCACUUUGUCUAUUCAGCCAUCAGUUUAUCCUUUUAUAUCAGGAGCAUAACUUUACCUAAAGUAAGGAUCAUAAAACUUGCUUUAUACAUUGGUAAGUCUAAGGCAAUGUGCUUUGUAAUAAACUUAGGGCCUGCAACCCCUUAAUUACAAAGUUAUUGUCCUUUAUUUAAAAUUUCCUGUCCAGAGCAUAACUUUCCUUUCAUUAAAACUCGUGUAAAGAACAGUUCAAUAUGUAACCAUUUGAGUGAAUUUUCCUUUUAUUUUUACUGUUUAUAUCUGGUAGAGUCACAAUAUAUUGUUAGAUUUCAGAUGAAUCUCAGAUUCAAAUAAAUUACUCAAUUUUGACUGCUUGCUUAUACUUCUACGAUUUAUUUGCGGAUUUCAUCAUACCUUUCACUAAAAGUGUAUGUAACAAUUCAGUAAAAUUCAUCUUGAUAACAUGUGAUAAAUGCAUAUAUAUCAAUACAUAGCCCCUGGCAGUUAAUACAUCACUGUCUUGAAAUGUCCACUUAAUACCAUGUAAACAACAGUGAUAUUGAGGAGAAUCUCUACAUAGUAAAUUGUCUCAUAGAGGGAUUUCAUUAUAUUAAAAGACUAGUACUGUAUGCUUGUAUUGUAUAUAAAUGUAUUGUACAUAGUAAUCUUUUAAUAUAUUCAUAUUCUAUCUUAUGGAUAUGACAUUGUGUAUAUUUUGUAUAUGUACUGUGCAGUGGAACAUCAUUAACAUCACUAUUCAUUGAAUUAAUCUCAUCACUUGUUCUUUUUGAAUUUGUAAAUAGUUUCAUUGCAAAGGGUUGAUAUAUGUGAUUUAUUUGUCUGAGGUAAUCACUGAUCUUUUCUUUAAUUCAGUUAAUUUUAUUAAAACUUUCUUUGCAGAUAUAUAUAUAUUUUUUAAGAUUGAUUACUCCUACACUAUUUGGGUUGUAGGCUUUACUAGGGUAAAUCUGUUCCAAAUAAAGACAGCAAUAUUAAAGCUAUAAGAUCCAAUGGUAAUCAUUUAACUUUCAUAUUGUGACUCAUUAUUUCAUUAGGGAGGUUGUAUAUCCAGCUGUGGUAAAAUGUUGAGAAUAUCAACAACAAUGACUAAAGGACAAAUUUGAAGGAUUCUACUUUGGUUUUGUGGCUGAAGUAGUUCAAUUAAUUUACCAAGUGGACCUCAAUGGACCAGUGGAUUGAAAUAUACAAAUGUAUGAAUAAGACAUUAAAUGUAGGAUUAAGUUUUUACAUGUCGAAGUUAAGGACCAACCUUAUCCUGUAGUGUUUAUGUACAGAUAGAAGUCUUAUUGUUUAUAAACAUGAAUAAGAUCUGUUUUCUGGCCUUUUUAUAACAUUGUUAACAUAAAAAAAAUCAUCAACAAUUUGGAUACUUUUAAGUCAUUAGUAAUUGUCAAAAUGAAGCAAAAUAAUUAAAUAAAAAUAAAAAACCAAAUAUCUUGAGGAUGAGAUAUUAGAGGUUAUAACAAAUCACUGGAGGGAGGUAACAGUGGCUGUUUCACAAAUGUUUAGUCCACUGAAUAGGGGAUGGCAAUUAUUAGAACAAAAGUGCUUGCUGCCAUAUGACCUGACUAUGUUAAUUGAUUGAGAACUGUAUAAACAAUGUGUGAAGUAAAACGCUUCCUAUUAGAAUAUGUAUUAGUAUUGGAUUUUCUGUGUACACUUAUGAUUUUUUUUUUUGUUUUUUCACAAGCCCAGAAAUAUCUCUACUAAAUUUUCAGCCUUUUCUUGUUGAUGAUAAUGGUUGAAAAUUUUAGUACUGAACUUAAUAAAAGUGAAU